UAAAUGAUAGUUGAGAUUUUUUUUUCCAAGGAGAUCGAGUCGUAUUCGUAUGAGAUCAACUUUGGAUCGUUGACAAUGGAGUGCGGGAAGCCAACUUUGGGAGAACCAAGAAGAAACACAUUCAUAAAUUACAGAUGCGACCGUGAUAUACCCUAAGAAGCAGAAUAAUUCCACCAAAUUGAAGGCUUCUUCUAUAGAAGCACGAAAUCAUGAUCGUCUACAUCAGCUGCGUAGAUGAGGUACGGUACUCCUUCGUCAGCCACCUCUCCGAAUCUCUCUGCGAAAAAGGCAUAAAUGAUGUGUUCGUCGAUAGCGCCGACAACCUUUCGGAGGAGGCCCAGGCAAAAGUCGAGAGAGCUAGGGUUUCUGUGAUGGUUCUACCCGGGAACCGCAAGCUCACCACGGCGUCGGCAUGCCUUGGCAAGCUCGGGAAGAUCAUCAGGUGCCAGAGGAACGACGACCAGGUGGUGGUUCCAGUGCUCUAUGGCGUCAGAAAAGUAAAUGUCGAAUGGCUUAGCGAGCUGAAGAAGAUCACAGGCUUAUCACAUUUCCACCAGUCCAGGAAGGAAUGCUCCGACUCCGAACUUGUUGAAGAGAUCGCUAGAGAUGUGUAUGAGAAGCUAUACCAUAUUGGACGAAUUGGAAUCUACUCGAAGCUGCUGCAGAUAGAAAACAUGGUUAACAAACAACCGUUGGGUAUCCGCUGUGUUGGAAUCUGGGGUAUGCCAGGCAUAGGGAAGACGACACUUGCUAAAGCGUUUUUUGACCAAAAGUCUGGAAAAUUUGAUGCUUCUUGUUUUAUCGAAGACUUUGACAAAGUUAUUCAUGAGAAGGGUCUUUAUCGUUUAUUGGGGAAACAAUUUUUGAAAGAAAAGCCUCCUGAUGGUGUUACCACUACAAAACUGAGCAUGCUUAGAUAUAAAUUAAAGAAUAAGAGAGUCCUUGUUGUUCUUGAUGAUGUGUGCAAUCCUCUGGCUGCAGAGUCUUUUCUUGGAGGGUUUGAUUGGUUUGGUCCCGAAAGCCUAAUCAUCAUAACCUCUAGAGAUAAACAGGUGUUUCGCCUCUGUCAAGUCGAUCAAAUAUACGAGGUUCAGGGUUUAAAUGAGAAAGAGUCUCUUAAACUCAUUUCGUUGUAUGUAUUUAGAAACGACAAGGAAGAGCGGAAUCUCCCAGAGCUGUCAAUGAAAGUGAUAAAAUAUGCUAGUGGACAUCCGUUAGCUCUCAAUAUUUAUGGCAGAGAGCUAAAAGGUAAGAAAAAUCUAUCAGAAAUGGAGACUGCAUUGCUCAGACUCAAGCAACGUCCUCCCGUCCAGAUUUUUGAUGCAUUCAAGAGCAGCUAUGAGAAAAAACUAUCAGAAAUGGAGACUGCAUUGCUCAGACUCAAGCCACGUCUUCCCUUCCAGAUUUUUGAUGCAUUCAAGAGCAGCUAUGAUACACUCAAUGACAGCGAAAAGAACAUUUUUCUAGACAUUGCUUGUUUCUUCAGAGGAGAAAAUGUGGACUACGUAAUGCAACUGCUAGAAGGUUGUGACUUUUUUCCGCAUGUUGGAGUGGAUGUGCUUGUUGACAAGGGCCUGGUGACUUUUUCAGAAAACAUUUUGCAAAUGCAUAAUCUGAUCCAGGAUGUUGGCCAAGAAAUAAUUAAUGGAGAAACAAUUUAUAUUGAGAGGCGCCGUAGACUGUGGGAACCUUGGAGCAUCAAGUACUUAUUAGAAGAUAAUGAACACAAAAGAACUUUAAAACGUGCUCAGGGCACCGAGGACGUCGAAGGCAUCUUUCUGGACACAACAGACAUAAGUUUUGAUAUUAAGCCUGCUGCCUUUGAUAAUAUGCUGAACCUUAGAUUGCUCAAGAUUUUCUGUUCCAAUCCUGAAAUCAAUCAUGUAAUCAAUUUCCCCAAAGGCUCUCUGCAUUCUCUUCCUAAUGAGCUAAGACUCCUUCAUUGGGACAACUAUCCUCUGCAAUCUUUGCCUCAAAAGUUUGAUCCUAGGCACCUCGUUGAAAUCAACAUGCCGUACAGUCAACUUCAGAAACUUUGGGGUGGAACCAAGAACCUGGAGAUGUUGAGGACGAUUAGGCUUUGUCAUUCCCAGGAACUAGUUGAUGUUGACGAUCUUUCAAAAGCUCAAAAUCUUGAGGUAAUUGAUCUCCAAGGUUGUACAAGACUGCAGAGUUUCCCAGACACAUGUCAAUUGCUACAUCUACGAGUAGUAAAUCUCUCAGGUUGCUUAGAGAUCAAAAGCGUCCCGGAUUUUCCACCAAAUAUUGUGACACUACGUCUAAAGGGGACUGGCAUAAUAAAACUACCAAUUGCCAAGCGGAAUGGUGGAGAGCUUGUUAGUCUUUCCGAAUUCCAAGGUCUUUCAGAUGACUUGAAACUUGAGCGUUUGAAAAGUCUGCAGGAAUCUAGCUUAUCUUGUCAAGAUCUUGGUAAGCUUAUCUGCUUGGAUCUGAAAGAUUGUUUUCUUUUGCGAAGUCUGCCAAACAUGGCUAACUUAGAACUUCUCAAAGUUCUUGAUCUCUCUGGUUGCUCAAGGCUCAAUACUAUUCAGAGUUUCCCUCGUAACCUGAAAGAGUUAUAUCUUGUCGGCACUGCAGUAAGACAAGUGGCACAACUUCCUCAAAGUCUAGAACUUUUGAAUGCACAUGGAUCUCGUUUGAGAAGUCUGCCAAACAUGGCUAAUUUAGAACUUCUCAAAGUUCUUGAUCUCUCUGGUUGCUCAAGGCUCGCUACUAUUCAGAGUUUCCCUCGUAACCUGAAAGAGUUAUAUCUUGCCGGCACUGCAGUAAGACAAGUGCCACAACUUCCUCAAAGUCUAGAAUUCAUGAAUGCGCAUGGUUCUCGUUUGCGAAGUCUGUCAAACAUGGCUAAUUUAGAACUUCUCAAAGUUCUUGAUCUCUCUGGUUGCUCAAGGCUAGAUACUAUUAAGGGUUUACCACGGAAUCUAAAAGAGUUAGAUAUUGCUGGCACAUCGGUAAGAGGAUUGCCACAACUUCCUCAAAGUCUAGAACUCUUGAAUUCACAUGGCUGUGUAUCUCUGACAUCCAUUCGUUUGGACUUCGAGAAGCUUCCUAUGCAUUACAAUUUCAGUAAUUGUUUUGAUCUAUCUCCACAAGUGGUCAACAAUUUUUUAGUGAAAGCGUUGAAUAAUUUCAAAUACAUACCAAGAGACCAUCAACAAGAACUCAAUAGAGCUCUGGCUUUCAGCUUCUGUGCGCCCUCGCAUGCGAUUCAGAAUUCCACACUUGAUCUGCAACAAGGAUCUUCUGUAAUGGCACGACUGAAUCCUUCUUGGAGGAACACGCUUGUGGGCUUUGCUAUGCUGGUGGAAGUUGCAUUUUCUGAGGAUUUCUAUGAUGCUAAUGGUUUUGGCAUUAGAUGUGUUUGCAGAUGGAAAAACAAGGAAGGCCACUCUCAUAAGAUAGAAAGAAAUUUGCAUUGUUGGGCUCCAGGAAAAGCUGUUCCAAAACUUCUAAAUGAUCAUAUGUUUGUCUUCUUUGAUGUCAACAUGCGUCCAAGUACUGCUGAUGGAAAUGACCCCGAUAUAUGCGCUGAUUUUGUAGUGUUUGAAUUCUUUCCUGUCGACAAGCAGACAAAGCUUCUAUAUGAUAGUUGCAAAGUGACAAAAUGUGGAGUCCGUGUAUUAACUGCUACAACUCGUGAUACCAGCCUUGAGAAUGUUUUACCAGUUUUGUCCUCUGAUCCAAUGGAGUUUUCUGGUAAUGAAGUUGAAGAAGUACCGAGAGUCAGUUAUGAUGGUUUACAGGAGAUGUAUAAAGCUUUAUUUCUUUACAUAGCAGGUUUGUUCAAUGACGAGGAUGCUCGUUUGGUGGCACGACUUAUUGCUAAAAUUAUUGACAUGGACGUUAGUUAUGGGCUCAAGGUCUUAGCCGAUAGGUCUCUCAUUCGUGUAUCCUCCAACGGGGAAAUAGUGAUGCAUUGUUUGCUACGAAAAAUGGGUAAAGAAAUCCUCUCUAGUGAAUCCAUGCUGCCUGGUAGCUUGAAAGAUUUAGCACGAGACUUUGAAAAUGUCUCUGUGGCUUCUACACAAACUUGGAGAUCAAAGAAGUCAAGGUUGGCUUACCUUGUGGCCUAGAUUAUCUGCCACCUAAACUCAGAUUACUGCAUUGGGACGCAUUCCCAAUGAGAUGCAUGCCUUCUAACUUCCAUGGAGAAAGUCUCGUUGACCUCAUAAUGGAGGCUAGCAAGCUUGAGACGCUGUGGAGUGGACUCAAGGUACGUGCUGAGUUUAAAUCUUACCACCAAAAUUGAAAAUGUUGGUGAUGCAUCAUAUUCUCUUCUUUUCGUCUUUCCAUUGCUAAUAAUCAUCAAAGGGGUAUUAAAUUAUUGGUGAUAUACGUAUGUUGAAAUCUUAAUAAACAUAAGACCAGUGUGAUUUAGCAGAAGUUUGGAAACUAAUAUGAUUGUUGGCUAUA
This is a messenger RNA of Arabidopsis lyrata subsp. lyrata, 4437 nucleotides long. Its product is annotated as probable WRKY transcription factor 16. The transcript has 5 exons. The record is from RefSeq and is a predicted model, not a curated record. Gene Ontology annotation, molecular function: ADP binding. NCBI's taxonomy places the organism in Eukaryota, Viridiplantae, Streptophyta, Magnoliopsida, Brassicales, Brassicaceae. Gene Ontology annotation, biological process: defense response; signal transduction. The coding region runs from base 210 to 4097 and encodes 1295 amino acids.